Messenger RNA from Drosophila grimshawi, 665 nucleotides. RefSeq lists its product as uncharacterized. The record is from RefSeq and is a predicted model, not a curated record. The transcript has 2 exons. Gene Ontology annotation, molecular function: protein binding. Lineage: Eukaryota; Metazoa; Arthropoda; Insecta; Diptera; Drosophilidae. Bases 44 to 469 code for a protein of 141 amino acids.
AAACUCAAAACAGAUUGAAGAAAAUUGGUAAAAAUUGUCGAAUAUGUCAAAGAACGAGUGCGAGGCAGCGGAGCGAGAGGUAAGGCUGGAGGGCUUGGCAAAAUUUAAUAGGCAUCUGCAGAGCAAUGAGGUGUUAACGCUGCACUACCUGGGACUGCCGUAUAUGGUGCUGUGUCGCAGUCCGCAGCUGCGCCUCAAGCUGCCACUGAGCACCCACAACUAUCAGAAUGGCGGCACCACUGCGCGUGGCAUUGCGCUGCAGCUGAUCGUCACCUGCCCCGUCAACUAUCCGCUGCAGUUGCCACGCAUCGAUCUUGCCGAGCAGCGCAAUGUGAGCGUUCGCCUGGAGACCAAACUGCGAGCACAGAUCGCUCGGGCGCUGGAUCAGCACAUGGGUCUGCAGAUGAUUGUGCCGGUUGUGACCCUGGUGCAAAUACUGCUCAACAACGAAGUGAGGCUGCAACAUUAAAAUGGCGCAUUUCUCGUAAAGGUUGAGUGUCUUUUGCUGUCCUAACUGUAACGGUUGCCAACUGUGCACAGAGAGAAAAAAGUGUAGCGACUACAAUUAAGUAAUAACUAGAUGCACAGAGAGAAAAUAAUGUGGCAACUAGACUUCCAAUAAUAAUAACAAUAACAACCACAGCAAAUAAUAUCUGGGAACAAGA